Tigriopus californicus is the source of this 834-nucleotide messenger RNA. RefSeq names its product nucleoside diphosphate kinase B-like (gene awd). Gene Ontology annotation, biological process: GTP biosynthetic process; CTP biosynthetic process; UTP biosynthetic process. Gene Ontology annotation, molecular function: nucleoside diphosphate kinase activity. The record is from RefSeq and is a predicted model, not a curated record. The transcript is spliced from 2 exons. NCBI's taxonomy places the organism in Eukaryota, Metazoa, Arthropoda, Copepoda, Harpacticoida, Harpacticidae. Bases 73 to 531 code for a protein of 152 amino acids.
CGCUUUUCUCUUUCGGGUCACUUCUUGUUCAGGAUCCCGAUCAGUCAGACGUCCGUACCGAGCUCCUCCACCAUGGCCAACCAAGAACGAACCUUCAUCAUGAUUAAGCCCGAUGGUGUGCAUCGUGGUCUUUUGGGCGACAUCAUCAAGCGCUUUGAGCAGAAGGGCUUCAAGUUGGUGGCCAUGAAGUUCCAACAGGCUAGCCAAGAGCAUCUGGAGAAGCACUACGAGGACCUGAAAGGUCGACCUUUCUUCAACGGACUCGUCAAAUAUAUGGCUUCGGGACCCGUCUUGGCCAUGGUCUGGGAGGGUUUGAAUGUAGUGGCGACUGGGCGUGUCAUGUUGGGCGAGACCAAUCCCAAGGACUCUAAACCCGGCACCAUCCGAGGGGAUUUCUGUAUCCAAGUGGGCCGCAACAUCUGUCACGGAUCGGAUGCCGUGGAAUCCGCCCAGAAGGAAAUUGCUUUGUGGUUCAAGCCCGAAGAUCUCGUGGACUGGAGUCCCGCAGCCAUGAGCUGGAUCUACGAAUAAGAAGGCCUCCGUGGGGUCCACUUGUCUCCUUCAUGGGGUCAGUCGGUCUCGAUUUGCACCCAUGGAGCCUAUUACAAAGCCUAUACACUUGUAUCACCAUCAUCAAUAACUAUUGAAAUCACUCAAAAAAUGAACGUAUCCGAAAUUUGUGUCCCAAGCACCGCUUUACGGCUAUUAUUUUAUUUGACGAAUGGUCUUGAUUUGAUGCUGGUCAGGUCCAGGUUGUGAUCUUAACGGAAUCAACCUAUUUUAGUGUUUCUAUGGAAAUAUACAUAACAUCGGGCGCUUCCCAACUUGCACAUA